CUAGAGAUUGUGUUUUUUAUUUUUUAAGCAAGUUAGUGGUUUUAAAUAUUUAGUGAAUUAAAAAUUUAGCUAUAGUUCAUGUGUGCUGAGUGUAUAAUUUUUUCAAUGGCCCCUGUCUUAUAUAUGUAUUUCUCGGAUAUUCAUAUUUUUUAAUUCAGAUAACCAACCCUCGAAUUGAGGAAAAAUAAGGUUGGCAAUAAAUUACCAUCCUCAAACUGUUAGGGGUCAGCAUCAGGUCCACAAAAAUAAUUGAAACAAAGUAAUUUUAUACUGACCACAAACACUUUUAAGUUGGCAUUGCCGAAUGCUGACCUAAUUUCGAGUGCUAAAUAACAAUGUUUUGUUAUAGAUAAUGCAUACCUACGCAAAGGGAAAAGGGUUGUUAUAAGAAAGGUAGGGUCCUAAUUUAGUUGUUUUAAAGCGUACACACUUUAGCCAUGCCUUUUUUUAUAUUUAGCAAGUUAAGACUUUAGUUAGAAAAAUGAAUAAAAGUAGCUUUGGAAACGUUUUCACUAAAAAUGUAAAAUAUUCUCCUAAUGGAGACAGAAGGUUAAAUACACUUCAUUUGAAAAAAAAAAUUAAACAUGGUGUUCCUAAAAAGACAAGAUGUAUUGUUGAUAGGAAAACAUCAAAGCAGCAUGAUUUUAGAAAAAAACCUAGAAAAAAAGUUCGUAGAGAUAUUAACAGUAGUGAUUUGGCUAAUAAUGUUUCUGGUCAAUUAUGUGUUCCAGAAAAGACAAUAAAGAUGACUCGAGACAUAUUUUUUGAUCCAGUGAGAAUGUUAAAAUUGAGUUUUGUUGAUGUAAAUUGUACAAAACAUGGAGCUUUUUUAAACAUUGGAGACAAUUAUUUAUUCAUGAUUGAUGAAGAUAAAAUUGAGAAAAAAGCACAUACAUUUUUGAUAAAUUUAUUGGUAAGAAAUGCAUAUCAAACUGUUGUGUUACAAUCGGUUUUACAGAAAGAAAUGGAUGUAGCAAAGCUAGAUAAACUUGCAAAUCAAUUAUGCGCUCCAGAAAAAAUAAAAAAGAUCAUGUAUACUGAAGACAUGCUUUGUAAUCAAGUGAUUUUAUUACAAUUGAUUCAAUUUGUUGGGCAAGAUUGGAAGUUUUUUGGACAUGUAUUAAAUAUUGAAACGAGUGAUUUAUACAUAAUUGGUGAAGACAGUAUCGUUAAAAUAUCAUACUUCAUGUUUGCAAAAUUGAUGGAAAUACAUGCUUCAACUGUUGAAAAGUUAAUAACAGAUUUAGGGAAAAUGAAUAAAAAGGUUGCAAUAUCCCCAUCAACGGUGAAACCCACAAAUCUUUUUACAGAUAGUGAACAAAUUAUUUUGAACACUUUAGCGUCAUUAAUUGCUGAAAACUACUCUUUAAAAUCACAGAUAAAUAUUAAUAAAAUUUUAGAAUUUGCGUUGAAGGAAUCUCCAACAGACUGUGAUCUAAAUAUUUCAAUAAAGGAUGCUACUUCAAAAGUAAUGAAAUUAAUAAAUUAUGAUCUCCAUGAUUUGAAAAAUGUAGCUGCAUCUAUCGACGAAUUAGAAAAUGUAAUUAACAAACAACUAAAAAAAAUAAAAAAAACUGUAAAAACGCAGGAUAUUAAAAACAAAAUGACAAUAGAAGACGAAAUUGAAGAAUGUAAAUUAGUUUUGAUGUUUUUCCCAAAUGAUAAAAAUAAACUAACUAUUUUAUAUAAAAAAUUAGCUAAUCUGACAGGAACAGACGAUAAAGGUAUUGAACUAUGGCUUGCUGAAGCAGAAGCCAAUUUAGAUAAAAUACAGAAAAUAAUUAUUGAUCAUGCCGAUCUUAAUAACGUACCACUAAUGAGGAAAGACCACCUUGAAGAUAUAAAGAGAAUGUUAAGUAUAGAAAUUUUCAAGAAUCAGUAUGACUAUUUUAAAGGUAAAAAUAUUGAUGAGCAAGUCAAGUUUAUAAAUACUUUAGCCUUACAAAAUUCUGCAUCAGGUAGAUCUAGAAUUUCUCAAAUUUAUGUAGCAUCAAUGUUGCUGACAUUUGCUGUUUUUGAAAAAAAUAUAGAAAUGGUGAAAGUACUACUUAGACUUAAAGCUGAUCCAAGGAUUCGCGAUUUAAAAUACGGUCCAUCUUCGAUCAGCUAUGCUUUAUUAAAGGAAGAUUUCAUCGAAGAGUUUUUAAAAGAAGUUAUUAAAGAUAAAUAUAAAUUAGUAGAGCGCAAAGUUAAAUGUUAUGGUGCUGUGUCCAAUAGUAUAAGAUUUGUUGAGGAAUAUAAAAAUGAACAUAAGAUAAUGGACAUGCUACGCCAACUUUACCUUUUCGAUUAUGAUAAUAAUGAUGAUGGUGAUGAUGAUGAUGAUGAUGAUGAUGAUGAUGAUGAUGAUGAUGAUGAUGAUGAUGAUGAUGAUGAUGAUGAUGAUGAUGAUGAUGACAAUUAAAACGACGGCGACGGUUGCAAUGAUGAGACUUAAUGUUAAUGAAAUCAUACACAUAUAUCAUAUGUGUCUCUAUAUAUGUAUGCAUGUUUGUAUAUAUAUAUAUAUAUAUAUAUAUAUAUAUAUAUAUAUAUAUAUAUAUAUAUAUAUAUAUAUAUAUAUAUAUAUAUACACAUAUAUAUAUAUAUAUAGAAACAACCAACAGAUCACCUUAAAGAUAUAAGGAGAAUGUUAAGUAUAGAAAUUUUUAAGAAUAAGUAUGAGGAUGUUAAAGGUAUAGAUAAUGACGAACUGGUCAAGUUUAUAAAUACUUUAGCCUCACAAGAUUCUGCAUCAGUUAGAUCUAGAGUUUCUAAAAUUUAUUUAGCUAUGUUGUCGACAUUUGCUGUUUUGGAAAAAAAUAUGGGAGUUGUGAAAGUACUUCUAAAAUUUAAAACUAAUCCAAGGAUCCACAAUUUAAUAUAUGGUCCAAAUUCAAUCAGCUAUGCUUUAUGAAAAAAAGAUUUCAUCGAAGAGUUUUAAAAAAAGUUAUUAAAGAUAAAUAUAAAUUAGUAGAGCGCAAAGUUAAAUAUUACAAUGCUAUAUCCAAUAGCAUAAGUUUUGUUGAGGAAUGUGAAAAUAAACAUAUGAUAAUGAAAAUGCAACGCCAGCUUUACCGUUUUGAUUAUGAGGAUGCUGAGGAUGAUGACAAUCAUAGUGAUAUGUAUUUAAGAUUAUUGAUAUCACUGACGGAUCCUGGAAGGAAUGGUGUGUGUAUUCCCGCACCAAAACUGAAAAUCCUAAAAUAUCUCUUUUAUUUUUUUUAAGAGACGCAAAUGUGAUACAAAGUACAAAAAUAUUGCAAUAUCCUAUUCUUCCCACGCCAUUAAUUCCUGAGUCCGUCACUGACAGAUAUAAAUAUGUAUAUAUUAACGACAUUAUAUAUAGAUAUGUUCAUAUUACUAUUUUUUUAACGUUACAUUUACAUAUACUUUUUUAUUUUAUUUAUUAAGAUAUGGAUGUACAUAUAGUAUAAAUCAUCUUGAAAAAAAUUAAUUAAUCUAAUGUAUAUUGUAACUUCGUUUAAUUUAAAAUUGUUCUUAAACUAAUUUUAUUACACAGUGUAUUACUUACGAACAGGGGUGUGGGAUCGUAAAAAAAAAGUAACAACUCCGA
Molecule: messenger RNA, 3556 nt
Organism: Hydra vulgaris (swiftwater hydra)
Lineage: Eukaryota; Metazoa; Cnidaria; Hydrozoa; Anthoathecata; Hydridae
Source: RefSeq, a predicted model, not a curated record